UCAUACGUUGACACUGAAGCGAUGCUGACAUUGACAAAGAGUCCGUUAGUACCUUAUCAGCAGCCGCGAUGGAUCAUAAUUAUAAAGAUAUAUAAUUUUUUCAAUUUAACGGCCAAAUUUUGUAUUGUCUACAGAUGAAGGGGAACAAAGUUUCGGCCGCGCCGGAGACUCGCCAAGUCGAGGUCGGCGUGGUCGACGAAGCAGACAAGAAGAAGCACAACAAAAUCAAAACCUCAAAAUACACUUUACUCAUGUUCCUGCCGAAAAACCUCUCUGAACAGUUUCGAAGAGUUGUCAACUUUUACUUUCUCAUCGUCACAGUUAUUGCCGUUGUUAUAGAUAGUCCUGUAUCGCCUUUCACAAGCAUCGCUCCGUUAUCAUUCAUGGUGUUCGUAACAGCUGUCAAGCAAGGCUACGAAGACUGGCUCAGGCACAAGACUGAUAAUAAAGUCAACAAUCAAAUUGUUGAAAUAGUCUACAAAGGCGUGAUCAAAGAAGUGAAAAAUUCCACGAUAGCCCCUGGAACCUUGGUUCGUGUAAAACGAGGAAGGGAAGUACCAGCCGAUCUCGUGCUCCUCUGUUCCGCCGGAGAGAAGGGAAAAUGUUAUAUCACCACUGCGAAUCUGGACGGGGAGACCAAUUUGAAAACACUAAGGGUGCCCCCACCUUUAGUCGGGUAUACGCCGGACAUUUUGCCACAAAACAUGCGUAUCGAGAUACCGAACCCGGUGGCCGACUUGUAUACCUUUUAUGGACGCCUCGAGAUCCCGGGGCUAGACAGCCUGGUGCUGUCCACCGAUAACCUCAUGCUUAGAGGAUCCAGAGUCAAAAAUACGGAGUGGGCCAUAGGUUGUGCUAUUUACACAGGGGAAGAAAGUAAACUGGCUCUCAAUUCGAAAUACACAGGGAACAAGUUCUCAUCGUGCGAACUGGCCGUCAACGGGUUCCUGCUCUUCUUUAUUUUGGUAUUACUCAUCGAGAUGGUCGUGUCUUUGAUCGCCAAGCUUGUCAUAGAGCACAGGAACCCCGAGAAGGACCUGUACCUCGGUCCGGGCACCACGUUCCCGCCGCACGUCUCCGACCUACUUCAGGAUCUUUUCUCGUUUCUGCUGCUAUAUUAUUAUAUCAUACCGAUGUCUCUGUACGUGACCAUCGAGCUUUAUAAAUUUAUAGGAGCACUAUUUAUCGGAUGGGACGAAGACUUUCGCUGCGAGGACACAGGAAGACCGGCGAUGGCCAACACAUCGGACCUCAACGAAGAGCUAGGUCAGGUCGAGGUUUUGUUCUCAGACAAAACUGGCACCUUAACGAAAAACCUCAUGGUGUUCAAGACAUGUUCAAUCAAAGGCAACGUUUACGAAGAGAGGAGUGACCAGCUGUACAACGUGGAAAGGUUUGAAGAGCCCGUCGAUGUGCUUCAGACAGACAUCAAAUUUUUCUUCAAAAUCCUCGCCCUGUGUCAUUCGGUUCAAGUUUCCAGUGAAGACAUGAAGAAGCUUAGCGCACGACUGUCUGGCGGAGGAGAUACUCAACUGAUGAACUUCUUUCGAAGGAAAAAACAAAAUAAAAAUCCCAACAACGGCGUACUGGACAAUGUCAGUUGGGACUCGGCCUUGAAAGAAGCUGGCAGUAAAAUGGACUACCAAGGCAGCAGCCCCGAUGAGAAAGCAUUGGUGGAGGCCGCCGAUAGAGUGGGAGUCACGUUUUUGGGCGAAGAGGGCAAUAAUCUCGUAUUGAAAGUGGGUGAGAACACGGAAAUGUAUGAAAGAUUGCAACUCAUCGAAUUCACUUCGGAGAGGAAGAGGAUGUCAGUUAUUCUUCGUGAUAAAGACGGAAAGAUAUGGUUAUUUUGCAAGGGAGCCGAAAGCUCUGUGUUUCCACUGUGCAAAGACUCGGCUCUGGUGGAGGAGGUGAACAGGGACAUCAAUGCGUUCGCAGUGAAGGGACUGCGGACAUUAGCUAUUGCUUACAGAGAGAUUUCUGACGAGGAAUACACUAGAGUCUCCGAAAGCAUAAAGCAUGUAGACGGAAAGAGCGCGGAGGCUCUGCAGCAACUCACCCAGCAGUACCGGGUUUUAGAACAACAACUGAUAUUAGUCGGCGCCACUGGAGUCGAGGACUGUCUGCAGGACGACGUGGCCGACACGCUCGCCUCCUUACGAAGAGCUGGCAUCAAAACCUGGGUGCUCACUGGGGAUAAGGUGGAAACAGCGCUCAACGUGGCCCAGUCGUGCGCGCACAUAUCGGAGACGGACCGGCGCAUGUUCCUGGUCGGGGUGGAGUCGGCCGGCGCGCUGCUCGCCCACCUGGACGAGUGCCGCCGGAUCGUCGCCGAGCCCGGCUACCGGGACCUCACGCUGGUGCUGGACGGGACCAGCAUGACGCAGCUGCUGGACGCCGGCGCCGCGCAGGCCUUCGUCGAUAUAUCGCUGCAGUGCAACGCCGUGCUGUGCUGCCGACUGUCGCCCAUACAGAAGGCUAAGAUAGUGAGACUUAUAAAGAGCAGUCCGCAGCAUCCGAUCACGGCCGCUAUAGGCGACGGCGCUAAUGACAUCUCUAUGAUACAAGAGGCGCACGUCGGCUUCGGUAUAUUCGGAAGAGAGGGUCAUCAGGCCGCGAGAUCCGCAGAUUUCGCCAUAACAAAAUUUUCAAUGAUAAAAAAGUUUUUACUCGUGUUGGGACAUUGGUACUAUCAGCGGCUGGCGACGCUCAUACACUACUUCUUCUACAAAAAUCUAGUCUUAGGUAAUAUAAUGUUCGCGUUUCAAAUCCAAACGGCCUUUUCGACACAAUCGGUAUACGACUCGAUGUACCUGACGCUGUUCAACCUGCUGUUCACGUCGCUGCCCUGCCUCAUCCUGUCGGUGACGGAGCAGCGCUGGCCGGCCGACAUGCUGCUCAAAAACCCGACACUGUACAGAAGCAUCACGAAGAACAAGCUGAUGACGUGGUCUAACUUCGGGGUGUGGUGCCUCUCGGCCGUGUACCACUCUGUUGUCAUUUACAUGUUCACGUAUCUGAUAUUCGUCGUGCCCGUCAUUAAUCUCGACGGGAACACUGUCGACUUGUGGUCGUACGGCGCUGCGCUAUUCCACCUCACGAUGGUCACCGUGAGUCUCAAGCUGUGGCUGCAGGCGCGCUACCACACGCUCGUGUUCGUCGCCUCCACCCUGCUCUCCUUAUUCAGCUACCUCGUCUUCAACACGAUCUACUCGCUCGUCUAUCUACAAAUCGACGGUGACGUGCUAGGGACGUACAUUCGUUUACUAACAUCUCCUGCGUUCGCAUUUCUAAACUUGGUGGUUGUGAUCGCGACGCUAGUGCCGGACUACUGCGUGCGGCUCGCGUCGGACCGCGGGGGCCGCCCCCGCCACGCGCCCCCCACCCGCGCGCCUCCCGCCGCCCUCUCCACCAGGCUCUAGCGCCACCGCCGCGCCACCGAGUGCGGCCCUGCAUUCAACGUGACUCAAAUCAGUGUGACCAGUGUUACAAACUAUUUCAAAACAGUUU
Molecule: messenger RNA, 3510 nt
Organism: Bombyx mandarina (wild silkworm)
Lineage: Eukaryota; Metazoa; Arthropoda; Insecta; Lepidoptera; Bombycidae
Product: phospholipid-transporting ATPase IF
Biological process (GO): phospholipid translocation
Cellular component (GO): endoplasmic reticulum; plasma membrane
Molecular function (GO): magnesium ion binding; ATP hydrolysis activity; ATPase-coupled intramembrane lipid carrier activity
Source: RefSeq, a predicted model, not a curated record